AUGGCUGCAGUAAUCAUCACUUAUAUGCUAGCAUCAAAACUGGACAAAAUAUCAAUAUUUCCGACAACGAACGAGAUUUUAACCUGGCAAAUCAAAUCUGAAUUUUUUGAUGGAGCUGAUUUGACCUACACUUUAAGUGACUCUCAAUAGAAAGAAUUUCAGAUCAUACAUCCCUUCGAACAAACUGGAAGAGAUUCCUCACAUAAGAAUGUUGCCUCAAAUAUUGUUGCAGCCAAAGCAGCUAGAAUAUCCUCAAGUGGAUUUUGGCUCAAUAUGUUCGCGUUCCUAGAUUAAUCUGAAGAUGAAGUUUAUUUAAAUAUUGCCGAAGGUUCAGAUGUAAGGGCAUCUCCUUAUUUCAAUUAACGCUAUUUAGUUACCAAAAGAAACAACUCAGAAAUAACCUGCUUCGAUGUUGAUUUUACAAACACCCAGCAAUACAUUGUGGAUUGCCAAAAGUAAGUAGUCCAAGACGAUAAAAUCAUAUUACAAAAUAUAUUUUUUGUACUCUCCAAGGAUGGAACCAAAAAUCAAGUGUUCACUGAAAAAGCCAUCUUUUAAACCUAUAAAUAGAGGUUCCUUGGACAGUACACUGUAACCAAUGCUCUCGGAAUCACACAUCAAUACCUCUUCAGAGUGACACCAGCCUACGCUGUUAGUUUAGAUUCCGAAUUGGCCUCAGACUCUUUGGUUGAAGUCUACUUAAUAUCUGCUUCUGGUGAACCUCAGAACACCAACUUUGUAUUAGACAAGGCUGUCUUGGCAGAUACUUUGGGAGUUCCCAAAAUCGACUUUUCUUUGGUUGAUUUCUCUGUCCAACCAAAUGGAGAUAUCUAUUUGUUAGAUGCCUUCAACGGUCUGUACAUAGUCAAAUAUUUGCCAAAUGGAGAAUGGGAAGUGCAGAACAUUGUCUAUCCAAGAACAGGACAGGCCUUCGCAUUUAGUGUGAACUCAUUCAUCAAGGAAGAUGAGUCAUUGGCCCAUGUGAUUGUAGUGCAGGGAUAUAAUUAUUUCAUUCAAAUUGAGAAUAUGGAAUUCAAAUACAUUUAUGAUUUGCCAUUCAUUCAAUUGGAGUAUCCUGCCUACAUUAAACUCUCUUAGGAGAAUGUCAUCAUUAGAAAUGAACACACCCUCUACUUAUACAACAUAGACACUGAGAAUGUCCAAUUAAACUCCAGGUACACUCUCAGUUAAAAGGACAUCAUCUUGUUGAAUCCUUACUUACCUGAUUUGGUGGUCAUAUCAAAUUUAUUAUCCAAAAGAUACACCUUAUCCAUGGGCCAUUUGAAAUACAUGGGCAGUACAGGGGCUAAAGCAGUGAAGGACAUUAUCUUAACAGCCUACGCUCCCAACGAGUAAAAAUGCUCAAUCACCAUCUCCUAUCAAAUAUUGAAUGACAGAGACCCUCAGAUCUAUAAGUUGGCCAAUAGUGCCCAUCCAUUCCCUAAGACUCUGGUUGAAGGAGACACGCAUCAAUAAUUGCAAUCUCAAGCAUCUGGACCAAAUAUAUAAUACAAAUUAGGCAAUAAAGAAUUGGAAGACACUCAAAUUUAGGGAGUCAUCAAUAAGAGAUGGGUAUUGAAAAAGGAUUCCAUUGUUUGGCCUACCAAUGUUGUCUAUGCUGAUGUGUUGGUGUUAGAAAAGUAGACCUAAUUUUAUUAGAUCAUCCAAACUGAUGACUUGAAAUUGCAAAUAUGGCUUUGUGAUCACCCCUCAAUAUUUGAAUAAGAAUUCAAUUGCUAAAAAAUAGUAUCUGGUAUUGACUUGAAGGUUACUGUUAACAAAUAAACUUUCACUUUAUGGAGACACGAUUUAAACAACAUAUACUUUAUGUACAAAGACACUGACUUUAGUGUGAUAAUCAAAUAUUAUUAUGCAGGAGAAUUGAAAGUCUUCAAGCAAUUGACUUAUGAUAAAACAGACCCUAUGAACAAAAUCAAAUCACUAUUCUUCGCUGAUAACUAUUUCUUUAUUAUCAAAGCAGACGAUACCAUCUUAGCAUACUCCACCUAUGAUCAUGAAAAUCAUGUCUUGGCCAUAGCUGAUGCCAAUACUUUCAAGCCUUAUGGCUACUCCUUAAAUUGGAAACCCUAGAGAUUAUUUGGAAAUAGAAAGCUUCAUCCCAAUCUCAUUUUUGUUGUUAACCAAGACAAUAUUGUUCUUGUCGAUUUCCACUAUAAAUUCACUUUUCUCCAAGAAUUCGCAUUCAAGGCUGGCCUCGAAGCAGAAUUGGCCAUUGCUGAAGACACCUUCUUCAUUGUCUAUGGAUAAUCAACUCAAGGAGCUAGAGAUGGCUUCAUUGAGGAAUAUGAUUUCUCAAGAUUAAACAAUAUCUUCAAGAUCAAGACCCUCCAAUUGUAUUGGUAUUAAAUCACCUCGCCUUUGACUGUCGACUAGAGUGAAGAGAAUGGAAGACUAUUCGUAAGAGCCUAUUGUAAAUACUCAAAAAAAGCACAUAUCUUGGUGUUCACUCCUGAUACUCUGUAACAUGACACUCUUUUUGACGCUUGGAGUAUCUCAAAUGAAAACAUUCCAGAUGACGAUAAGAUUGUGAUGGCUGUCGAUGGAGACUAAUAGAUGUUCUUGUACACCUAUGUAGAUGGGUAGACCACCUUAGUUUCAGAGAUGAAGAAUUCCGUCAUGACUCUUAAGGUUAAUUUGGAUAAUGCCAUGUAUAAUUCAAAUAUGAAUUUGAAUCUGAUCGUGUCUAAUUAUGAUUAUCCAGAUGAACCCUUCAACACAGUCAAAAUAUAGGAUUAAGUGCAACUCAUCAACACUUAAUCAAUAAUAGAAAUAGAUAAUACUAAAUUCGAUCUCUUCAAAUCUGGAGUGAUAUUAAAUUCUAAUAGUUAAUAAAAGAAUGUUGAAUUGGGCACCCAAUGGUUCUCUGGUCAAUUGGUUGGCAUUGAUUUGGAAUGCGAACAAUGUGAAAACCACAUUAUUGUUCAAAACAUUUUGGAAACCAAUAAUCCAAAAUUCUUCAAUGGAUUUGAAAUCAGAGAAGUGAUUAAAUAUAAUGAUGAUGCUAAUAUCUUUGUAGCCACGAAAGGAUUGAUAUUUACACAUCCCGAUAACACCUUGAUGGCCACUUAUCAUUUCGAUUUACCAUCUCCAACUUAUCGAUGUUAUCAAGCUUAAGUAUCAUCAGAUAAACUCCUCAUUUACACUCUUUGCGAAGAUAAAGGAUAGUAUUCCAUUUAUGUCACCGGAUGUCUUUCUGUCACUGGAUGUUCUCCAUUAGGCGAGAAGUUUAAGAUUGAACAGGCUUCAAAAAUACAAUUAAUAGACAAUGACAUAAUGGUUGUUUUACACACUGAUAAUUUCUAAUACAGUGACGUUGAUGGUCGUAUUGUUAUCUAUUAAUUGAAGAAGGGAUUAAAAACUUGGAAUUUGGAAGUCUUGGAUGUGAUUGCAACUUAAACUUUGAAUUCAUAAUUGGAAUCACCCUUAGAAUACUUUAGACCAAGUGAUUUCACAGUCAUUAAAUAAUACUAAAAUUAAGAUCAAACACUAUAUAAGAUUAUCAUCAGCAAUUCAAAGAAUGGACUUGUAUUCUAUGAUUUUACAUUGACUAAUAUGAGAUAUCAAUUCUAGUCAGUUGAAUCAGUAGAUUUAUAUAACUAUUUAAAUUAUGAAGUCAAUUAAUAUGCAUUUUCAAACACUCACUUCUUACAAGUUAGAUUAACCGAACAUCCAACAUAUGAUAAAGAUCAAUAAUAAAUUCAACUUUAAUUGUUGAUCUAAACAAGCAAUGCUGCUCAUUAUGGAAUUUCCUUUACCUUCAAAAAGUAAGAUAAGUCAGCAUCCACCAAAAUCAAUUCAAAACAAUUAGAUUUUGUAUUGAACAGAUACUCCAAUUGGCCUUCAAUUAAUAAAAUUGCUACAAAUGGUAACUACAUUGCUAUCCCCUAUUUCAAUGAUAAUGCACUACUUGUAGGACUAUAUAAAAAGUCUGCUUCCAUUCCCACAACAAUUAUUAGUGGAACAUACUUGUAAUAUAUAUAGGGAUAACACAUAUCACCCUUGAAUAUGGCAUUGUUCUUCGAUCUCUCAAACGAGAAGUCACUGUAUGCAAGUGAAUUAUCAGGCCCACUGAAAAGUUAUGCAUUAUUAGAUUCUCCAAUCAUUACUUUCAAUAAUCAAAAUGGAGAUUUGAAAAAUUAAACAGUUACAGUCUUCUUGCAAAAUGAUUUCAAUAUAGAAAAGACAUAAUUCAAAUUAGAAGUCCGACCAAUAGAUUUAAAUGAAUGCAGAACCAAAAUAACCAACAUUUAGAUUUACCCUUCCACUACCGAAGUCAUGUCAUGGCAAUUAUCAAAUGGAAUAUUUGAGGGAGUUGGUUUGAAAUAUACCAUCGAAGAUAAUUAAGACUUCACAAUCAUCCAGCCCAUUACAUAAAUUAGUUCAUCAUAACACUGUACACAAGUAAUUGGAUAGGUAUCAUCAAUCAAGGCCUAAUGGUUGCUGAGAGAAUGGAAUGGCCACUUUGCAUUCUUGGACUACAGUACUGCUACAAAUGGUUUGUAUUACACCAAAGUUGCCGCUAUGUAGAAUCAAGCUCCUAGUUUCUCUGAAAUAGUUUAUGUAGAUCCUGAAGCACCUACAAUAAAAUGUUUUGAUUUCGACUAUCUCAAUUCUGAAUCAGCAGAUAAUUUUAUCAUCGAUUGUCAACUUGAUCAACAACAAAUCAUCUACAUAAUCAAGGGGAAGACAAUAAAUUCUAUUUCCAAAAUCAAAUCAUAAUUCACAACUAAUAAAUUGAGAUGGUUCAACAGAUUGCCUUAUGAUGAUGCCUCCUAUUAUUUGAGAGUGACUCCAGCCUUUUCGAUUACAGAAGACGGCUCUGUUGGCAAAGUUUCAUAAGUUGAACUCUUCCAUUAUGAUGGCCAAGAAAUAACCUUACAUUCUACAAUCGAUAAUGCUAAGUUCGCUCAAUUGCUCAAAAAAGACAAGAUAGAUUUCAUGUUGGUAGACUACAAGGUGUAUAAUGAUGGCACUCUCUAUCUUUUAGACCAGAAACUAGGAAUUAUCAAAUUGUAAUACAAUCACAAAGAUAAAGAUUGGAAGCUUUUGGAUCAAAUUAAUUUCACCUUAUAACAAUAUGUAGCCUUUGACAUAGAUGAUUAUGUGAAUGAGAAAGGAUAGUCUGUCUAGCAUAUCGUAGUAUUGAGUUACAACUACUUUUUCGUUUUGGAAAACAAAGUCAUAGUUAAAGUCAUAGAUUUAGGUUAUUUUGCUACAACCUAUCCAUAAUAGAUACAAAUAAGUUAAAGAAACAUCUUUAUUCAACAUGAUAAUGCUGUCUUUGUUUAUGGAUUCAAUGAUGAAUCAAUUACCUUGUUAGAUAAACAAGCAAUCGUAGGAGGAUACUCUGUUGAUAAGAUCAAAGAUGAGUUUAUAGCUAUAGGUUAGAAGGAAUCCAACUUAUACUUCUUCAGUUAAGGUGCUUUGAAGUAUGAAUUCAAAUCCGGACAGAUCAAGGAUGGAGAAGUCAAAAUAGUUGCUAAAUCAUUAAAUAACUAGCAAUGCCAAUCAAAUAUCAAAUACUCGAUCAUCAAGAGUGACGAUUCCAAGAUCUACAAGAUAACUGAAUCUGAUGCACCCUUCCCACCUGCUGCAGAUGAAAACACAGUUAUCGAUCUCGGAGAGUUAACUUCAGGACCAAAUUAAAAAUAUGAGGCUGUAUACGAAACGACCGAAAAUAAUUGUUUUAUGACAGAAUUAGAAGCAUAAGAACAAAUUCGAAUUGUACAAAAUACAAAAUUUGAAGCUUAAGGCCAACCCUCAAAUAUAUUAUUCUAAACCUCCAUUUUCCAACCUAAAUAAUCAACUAUCUUCAAAAUAUUCUAAUUGAAAGAUAAGAGUUUAGCUCUGUAUUAGUCCGACCCCAAACUUGAAAAUAAUAUUUACAAAUUCACCUAAGUUGGAACUAUAAAAGAUAUUACAGUUGAACUGAAUGAUUAGACUUUCUCUAUUUGGUAGGUUGGAGAUGUAAUUGUAAGAUUUGCGACUGCUAUCAAUGAAUAUAAAAUCAAUCUAUAUAGUUUUAACUUUUUUAUGAUAGAAUUACUUAAAACAAUAUCAUUCGAAGAAAAGGAGGGUUAAUAAAUAGUAAGUAUCUUAAAUUAAGGAGAAUACUUAUUUAUUUUAUAAAAGAACGGAGUGCUACAUAGUUAUUAAAUAUCAAAAUUCAGCUUUGUUAAUAAGGUAACUGGAAAUGAUUUGAUUGGAUAUGGUGGAUAAUGGAUGCCAAUUAAAUUGUAUGGUAAUAGAGUGUUAAAAUCAAAUAUUGUAUUUGUUUAAAAUGAAAACAAUAUUGUACUAAUUAAUUACUUUAAUACAGAAUUCAUUUUCGUUAAACAAAUGGAUUAUACUAAGGGUGAUGAGAUAUAUAUUUCAUCUGCUAAGGAUUCAUUCUUUUUAGUUAAAAAUAAGGAAAUAAUAGAAUAUAACUAUUAAAAUUUAUUGAACAUUUUCAAAUCAAAGACAGUUGAAUUAUUUGGAUACACUAUAGUAAAUCCAUUAACUGUUAAAUUUUAAUUAUCAACUGGUAAUCUGAUCAUUAAAACAUCUAAAGCAUAGGAUUUCUAUUUAAAUAUAUUUAGACCAUCUACUACUUAACAUGACACAUUCUACUUAGCAAUCUCAGUAUUAACACUUAAAGAUGAUCCUCAAUUUACCAUAUCAGUUGCAGAAGAUGAUGCAAUACUGCUUAGUAUCAAUCAUUCUCUCCUACAAGCAAUUCACAAGAUUGAAAAAUCUCCUCUCUUAGUUUUUAAUCCAAAAUUUGAUGAGAAAACUUACUUUUAUAAUGCAAAGGUGUCUGUAAUUGUGAAGAGCCAGGAUGACUAGAAUAAUUAAGUUACAUUUAAAUAGAAUGUAAGACUUGUAAAUACAUUUUCAUCUUUGAGUGUCAAAAAUGCAAAUUAUACCAUUUCGACCAAUUCAACCAAAUCUGUUGAAUUCCCAGUUGAGGCAGUUUAUGGACAAAACAUUUUAACAACCCUUAAGACCUUCUAUGUGACAGAGGGCAACGUUUACUUGAAGGCUUUGGUCUAAUAACUUCCGCGAAAGAAGAUCGUUGACUAUAAAAUAAAUUAUGGUUAUUCCAAGGACAAAGAUACUUUCUAUUUACAAGCCAAGAAUACUUUAUUAAUUGGUACCAAUUUAGGUGAAGAUUUCUCCUAUAGACCAGCAGAAUAUACACUAUCUGAUCAAUACAAUUGCUUUAGAACAGACAAUUACAAAGAUAUGUUUUAUUCCAUUUGUAAUAAUGGAGUUGAGAAUUAAUUGGUGUUGACUAAAUGCGUAAACAAGAAAUGUCAGUUGGUUAAUUCAUACCUUGCAAUUCCUAAUGGAUAUUAAGUUAUAGCCCCUUAUGAGGAUUACAUUAUCGUGUUGUUUUACAACCCCUUAAGUCCGCAAGAUUAGGAUGGAGAGUACAAGAUGUAUAGGAUAAUUCAGAAUGAUGCAUUCUAUGUCUAAAAAGAGGUGAUGUCAAUGAAUUUGGAGUUCAUCAAAACCAAUUUAAAUAAGGAUGCAGUAACUUUCAGGCCAUCUGGUAUGACAGGAGUUGGAGUUGAAAUAAGUAAAGAAACUUACGUAUAUUUGUCAAUGGUAACUGACUGCUUUGAUGAAUUGAGGUACAAUAGUUUCUUGUUCGAAAACAAAGAUAUUCAGCCUACUAGAUUUGGGUCAAUUUCACUAAAAAAAUUGUUGAGUAAACAAAUCAUAGAUCAGACUCUCUUCUUAUCCACUUAGGUGAAGUCUUCCUUGUUUGAGAAAGAUGUGUUAACAGUUGAUUUAGUGAUUUUGACUUCAGAUUCUGGAACAUUCUGGAUUGUGGUGAAAUUUAAAUACAACAAGGACGAAAAGAGAUUUGAACAUCAGCAAUCAGAUAUAAAGAGUACAUUUGUUAAGUACGGGGAUUGGAAAGUACUCAAUUAUUUGGCAGUUGAUUCUUCAUCAAUUGGAGUUGCUUAUUAUAAAGACAAUUAAGUGACUGUGGGCAUUUAUCAGAUCCUUAAAGAAAGUCCUUACUUUUUGACAACUGGAGGUAAUCAAUUUGUGGUCACCAAUUAACAAGAUUUGAGUCCAUUAAACUUCUUAAUGUUCAUAUAAACAAACUAAUUGUACAACAGCAACCCGAAUGAAAAAGGAUUAACUAAAUUCAUGUUGAAUACAAAUAGUUCAAUUGUGAUAACUGAGCCUUAAAAAGUGGAAAGUUAAAAUUUGACUUUGACCUUCAAGAAUGAUUUCUCAGAGGCAGUGUAAAAGAUUGCUCUAUAAAUUAUACCAAUUGAUGAUGACGACGACUCUAGCAAAGGACUGGGGGCAGUUUGGAUAGUGUUGAUUGUGCUUAGUAGUUUGGUCGUUCUGGUUUUAAUGGGUUAUGGUUACUAUAAGUCAUAAGACCCAAAUAAAGAGGAGGAUGCUCAAUUAGUAUGA
This is a messenger RNA of Paramecium tetraurelia, 8445 nucleotides long. RefSeq lists its product as uncharacterized. The record is from RefSeq and is a predicted model, not a curated record. NCBI's taxonomy places the organism in Eukaryota, Ciliophora, Oligohymenophorea, Peniculida, Parameciidae. The transcript is spliced from 5 exons.